Orbilia oligospora ATCC 24927 is the source of this 1971-nucleotide messenger RNA. RefSeq lists its product as uncharacterized. The record is from RefSeq and is a predicted model, not a curated record. NCBI's taxonomy places the organism in Eukaryota, Fungi, Ascomycota, Orbiliomycetes, Orbiliales, Orbiliaceae. The coding region runs from base 1 to 1971 and encodes 656 amino acids. The transcript has a single exon.
AUGUACUUCGUCAUAAACACCCCAAUACUCUUAGCGUUAUUCCAAGCGGUCCUCGCGCUCCCUGGUGCUGCGGCGGCGGGAACAUGCGACAUCAAAUCUGCAGCUUCAGGUGACAUUCCAAAGGGUAGCGAAGGCGGUAGCCUUACCCUUGAAGUCCGCGCCGGCGCCGGCGCCUAUAAAUGUUCGCUUGAUGAAACCGGUAGCGGGAAUAGCUGGGCGAAGCAAUUGACCGCUGCCCGUAUCAACGGUAGUUUGACCGUUAGUCUUCCUAAAGACCUCGACUGCAACGGAAAAUUUAAGAACUCCGACGAUCUUUGCAUCAUCAGAUGCGAGAAUAGUAGUGAUCCAACGGAUACCAUCUGCAAUAUCUUUGAGCAGGUAAACAACGAUGAUAAAGACGACGGGGAUGAUGGCAACGGUGGGGCAGAGAAGAAGAUUAAGAAGCGCGAGCCAGAACCGGAACCAAAGAAGAAGAAGAAGAAGAGUAAGAAGGGAGGAAGGAGGAACGGGAACAAUAGGAAUAACAAUGAGAUGAAUUUCUCAAUGGAUAGUCUGAAUGUUUCAGAAGAUAAGGGGAAUGGAGCGUCUGUUCCGAAAACCGGUCGUAGGAACGGCAACAACAGGAAUAACAAUGGCAUGAAUUUCGCCAUGGAUGACGUGAAGAUCGGGGAAGUGGAUGACGAUCUUAAAAGGCUUGCCAAGCGCGGUGAUGAAGGAGAGAAUGGAGUUAUUGAUACCACGAAGGACUCUCCUGAGCUUGAGAAGCGUGGAGCUGGUAAAAAGAAGAAUAGGAAGCCAGUGGCGGCAAAGAAGGCGAAAAAGAAUGGAGUCAAGAAGGCGUCAGCGAAGAAGAAGAAGAAGGGGAAGAAAGCCACCAAAAAGGUAACAAAAGGACGCAAAAAUGGCAACAAUAGGAAUAACAAUGAGCUUAACUUCGCUAUGGAUGAUCUGGAUGUUGAGGAAGAGGGUGGCGAUGAGGAGGAAGAGGAGGAGGAAGAAGAGGAGGAAGAAGAGGGAGGCGACGAAGAAACCGAAACCAAGAGACUUGCAAAACGCUUCCCACAAUACCCCCAAGUCCCAGAGGGUCUUAGCAAACGCUCUAUGGAUCUUGAACCGCGGGAUCCAAAGAAGAAGAGCAAGAAGAAGAAGGGUGGCAGAAGGCCUCGCGUUCGCAAAAUCAACAAGAAGAAAAACUCUGCGAAUGGUGCCAAAACUGGCAGCCAGAAUAUCAGCUUGAGCAUCACUCCAGCCGAAACCGCUCCUGAAGAAGAGACUCCUAUUGAUGAAGGGGAGGAGCCCGUGGAAGAAGAAGAAGAAGAAUUGAAAAAGCGUUCCAUCAACCUCGAACCUAGGGACCCGAAGAAGAGGAAGGGGCGUAGGGUUCGUAAGAAUAAAAAGGUAAACACCGCGAAUGGCGCAAAAACAGGAAGCCAGACAAUCAGUUUGAAUAUUGGACCCGCCUCAGAGGAAGCGACAACCGCCGAUGUAGAAAAGCGUUCGAUCGAGCCAAGGGACCCGAAGAAAAAGGGCAGAGCUAGAGUCCGCAAGAACAAAAAGGUGAACAAAGUAAAUGCGGCAAAGACUGGGAGCCAAACCAUUGAUAUAAAAGUAACUUCACCUGCGCCUGCGGCGAAAAACACAUCAACUACCAAAACCAAGACCAAGGCGAAGAAAACAUCUAAAAAUCCCAAGACUCCUUCCAAGCCAUCUACCCCCAAAGGCGAGGAGCCAGAGGAGGAGGAAGAGGAAGGGGAGGAGGAAGAGGGGGAGGAAGAGGAAGAGGUUGUUCAGCCAAAGACUCAGCCAAAACCCUCAAAGCCAACCACCAGUACUCCGAAGGCCGACCCCCCAAAGGAAGAGCCCCAAUUGGAAGAGCCAGAGGAAACAGAACCCAAGGAGGAAGAACCUAAAGCAGAAACUCCGAAGGAAGAAAGCCCAGUUACAUAUAAGCUUCGAUUCCACAGAAGCUAG